Messenger RNA from Lactuca virosa, 939 nucleotides. The record is from the annotation of a GenBank genome assembly. Lineage: Eukaryota; Viridiplantae; Streptophyta; Magnoliopsida; Asterales; Asteraceae.
AAUAGUCAAUACCAAUAUCUUUUUUCGAGGAAAAAGUCGAUUCACCGAAAAUCAGCGAUUUGGGAUCCCUUUCGAUAUUCAUAGAAAACUGCUUUUGAGCACUGUUAAACGAUCUCCUUGCUUUUCUCAAUUGCGACUGUUAAGCUAUCGUAAUGGGGAAGAAUUAUAAGGAUUCGCUUAAAGCUCUCGAAGCUGAUAUUCAGCAUGCCAAUACUCUAGCAUUAAAUUCCCCUAAGGAUGAUAAUGGAGCAUGCCUUCAAAUGAGAAUCUAUUUCAGUCCAGCUGUAGACUUGUUCUCCUAUCUUUUCCCAUGGGCAGAUUGUAAAAUCGCAGGAGCCCUUGGUUUGCUUCGUGUUUUUGUUUAUCAGUUAUAUGCUGAUGGAAAAACUUCUAUGGAUGUUCAUGAAAGAAAAGCAAGCAUUAGACAAUUUUAUGGUGUUAUAUUUCCAUCAAUAAUGCAACUACAAAGUGGGAUUAUGGAUUUGGAAGAGAGGAAAAACAAGGAGAUAUGCUUGAAGAAAUACACACGAAAAGAAGGUUUGGAAAAGGGAAAACUCUCUGACGAUGAUAUCGAAAGAGAAUCCGAAUGCGGGAUUUGCAUGGAAACAAAGACCAAAGUCGUGUUGCCUAAUUGCACCCAUUCACUAUGCUUCAAAUGCUAUCGGGAUUGGCAUGGGCGAUCACGAUCAUGUCCCUUUUGUAGGGAAACCCUAAAAGGAUUGAAGCUAGCCGAUCUAUGGAUAUGUGUUGAAGCAAGUGAUGCAGUUGAUCUAGCUAUAAUAUUAAAAGAGAACUCGAAGAGGUUGUUCAUGUAUAUAGAGAAAUUGCCUCUUGUUCCUAAUGCAUGUUCUACUCUUUAGAUAAGUUUACAAAGUUAGUCUUUUAGACGUACAUAAUUUUACAUUUUUCGGUUUAGACCUAUAAAAAUAUAUUUUGUGG